CCAUUUCGCAGCCAAACCCCUCUCCCUGCAAGGGAGAGAAGCGGAAGUGUCAAAGAGGCGGAAACGUUGAGUCACAGGCUCGGAGAAGGUUCUUUUUGAUUGGACACUACAUGGAACUUGGUGUAAUAUAAGAUGACGGAUCAACAGAACAACAACAGCAUCUCGGCAAAUCCUUUUGCUGCAUUGUUUGGGUCUGUUGCAGAAGCUCGUCAGUUUGCAGCUGGACAGAAGCAGCAGCUCAGCGAGCAAACAGAGGAUGCAGGCGAGAGUCUUGAUGAUUCUGACAAUAGUGUUUCAGAGAGCCUAGAUGACUGUGAUGAUUCUGUGGCAGAAAUAAGCCGAUCGUUUCGAUCUCAACAGGAGAUAUGUGAACAGCUGAACAUCAAUCAUAUGAUUCAGAGAAUCUUCCUUAUUACAUUGGAUAACAGUGAUCCCAGUACGAAAAGUGGUAAUGGAAUCCCUCUGCUCUGUGUGUACCUGGAAGAGUUGGGUUCUGAACUGGAUGGGCAGGAUUGGUUGGACAUGGACAAUAUUGAACAGGCUCUGUUUACUCGCCUUCUUCUGCCGGAGCCUGGAAAAUAUAUGAUAAGUAUGACGUCUUCCGGAGCACCAAACCUGUCUGCAGAGAGAGAUGCUGGAGAAAAACACAUCCUCCCCUUCCUGUUUUCCAGUUUCCAAAGAGCCAAGAAGGAGGUCACUAAGGUACCAGAGAAUCUCCUGCCAUAUGCAGUGCGUUGCAAGGCUCUGGCUAUUUCAAAUGCACGUACUCUUCUACUAACCCCAGAGAUCUAUCAGGGACAAGAUGUUCCAGCGCAGGUGAUAGACUUAAUGCUUGAGGAAUUACAAGGGGCAAACUUUGAUGAGGUGGUAGAAUUCUUAGAGGACGUUAUUGAGGCACUUUUGGCAGAUGAAGACGUACGCUCCUUCAGUGAAGUUUUCUUACCCGUGUUCGAUGUUAUUCUGGAACGUGUCAAAGAAUUGGAUUUAUGUCAGAUGCUUCUUUACAGCUAUCUCGACAUACUUUUAUACUGUACCAAGCAAAAAGACAUCGCAAAGGUUUUUGUGAAACACAUUCAGCCUCAAGAUAUAUCAAAUGGACAUCAAUACCAAAAGACUUUACUGGGUGAAAUUCUCAGCAUUUCCUGCUUGUUGCGUACCCCUGGUGUGGUAGAAAAUCAUGGAUAUUUUUUAAACCCAUCACGUUCCAGCUCACAGGAGAUAAAAGUCCAAGAAUCAAAUAUCCACCAGUUUAUGGCGCAGUUUCAUGAAAAGAUUCAUCAGCUUUUGAAGAACCUCCUUCAGUUAUCUGCAGAUACCAAGCACCAGAUCUUGUUAUGGCUAGGGAACUGUCUACAUGCCAAUGCUGGUCGUGGUAAAAUUUGGGCCAGCCAGGUCCCUGAGAUUUUCCUUCAGACCUAUGCUUCCGAUAGUUUCUUUUUAAACUUGGGCGCUGCCUUACUUCGCUUGUGCCAGCCGUUUUGUAAGCCAAAAUCUGCUCGCUUGCUGACAUUUAACUCAACGUACUGUGCAUUGCGGGAGAUUAGUGAAGAGGAACGAAGGACCUUUAAUGUCCACAUGAAGGGACUCAACAAAGAGACUUGUUUGAUUCCAACAGCCGAUGACCAGCAACCAGACUUUCCUCCGACCUUCAACUUAGUGACAGAAAACUUGGUGCUCACGCAGUACACGCUUCAUUUAGGCUUUCACAGGUUGCAUGAGCAAAUGGUAAAAGUGAACCAAAGCCUACACCGACUGCAAGGAGCAUGGAGAGAUGCCCAGCAGAAUGGCAGCCCUGGUGCCGAGAACCUAAGAGAACAGUUUGAGCGCCUUAUGACAAUUUAUUUGUGCUUGAAAGCAUCUCUAAGUGAACCCCAGACCCUACAGAACUGCCUCAAUCUACAAGUCUCUACUGCUGUCUUGCUGGUGCAAAUCGCAUUGGGUAAUCGAGGCACAGAACUGGUUCCACUCGCCUUUCCUCUGCAGGAUGUACAGCACAGUGCCCUGGCCUAUGUACCAGAGUUCUUUGCUGAUAAUCUUGGUGAUUUUUUCAUCUUCCUGAGACGGUUUGCAGAUGAAGUUUUGGAAACGGCGGCGGAAUCUUUAGAACAGAUACUGGACUUUAUUACUGUGUUCUUAGGGAAUAUUGAAAGAAUGAAAAAUCCUCACCUUCGUGCCAAGUUAGCAGAGGUACUGGAGGCUGUGAUGCCUCAUUUGGAGCAAACCCAGAAUCCAAUAAUCUCCAGUGUCUUCCACCGCCAGCGAAUCUUUUGCUCAUACCGGCAUGCACCACGCCUUGCAGAAGCGCUCAUAAAAGUGUUUGUUGAUAUAGAAUUUACAGGGGACCCCCAUCAGUUUGAGCAGAAGUUUAACUAUCGGAGGCCUAUGUACCCUAUUUUAAGAUAUAUGUGGGGACAGGACACAUAUCAGCAGAGUAUAAAGAAUCUAGCUGACUAUGCAGCAGAAAACCUUGAAGCUGUGAACCCACCACUGUUCCUGCGAUUUCUCAAUUUAUUGAUGAAUGAUGCUGUAUUCUUAUUGGAUGAGGCUAUUCAGUACCUGAGCAAAAUAAAAGUACUUCAAAUAGAAAGGGACCGGGGCGAAUGGGACAAUUUGAGCACCGAGAGCCGACGGGAGAAGGACUCCAAUCUGCUCAUGUUUGGGCAGUUAGCCAGGUUCCACAACAUCAUGUCAAAUGAAACCAUCGGGACCUUGGCAUUUCUUACAUCAGAUGUACGCUCGCUGUUUGCCCAGCCAUUUUUGGCAGAACGUAUUAUUUCUAUGCUUAACUACUUCCUCCAGCAUCUCGUGGGCCCUAAGAUGGGGGCUUUGAAAGUGAAAGAUUUUAGUGAAUUUGACUUCAAGCCACAGCAACUCGUUUCGGAUAUCUGCACCAUCUACUUGAACUUAAGUGACCAAGAGAAUUUCUGUGCCUCGGUACCCAAGGAUGGUCGCUCCUAUUCACCAAUACUAUUUGCUCAAACUGUGCGGGUCUUAAAGAAAAUAAACAAGCCGGGAAAUAUGAUCGUGGCAUUCACUAAUCUGGCUGAGAAGAUUAAAUCUUUAGCAGACAGACAACAGCGUGAUGAAGAGACCUUUGCUGAUGCACCUGAUGAGUUUCUUGAUCCUAUUAUGAGUACCGUGAUGUCAGAUCCGGUCAUUCUGCCAUCCUCCCGUGUCACUGUGGAUAGGUCAACCAUUGCACGGCAUCUACUAAGUGAUCAGACUGACCCGUUUAACCGAAGUCCUCUUACUAUGGAUCAGCUGAAACCAAAUACGGAGUUAAAGGAAAGGAUCUCGGAGUGGCUUGCAGAGCGCACACAACAGAGUGAGAACAUGGGACAUUAUUCAUCAUAGGAGGACUCACAGACUGAAAUGACCUGUAUAACAGAGUAUUUAUAGCCAGACCCCCACCGGAUACUCUGCUCUUCACAAGCAAAUUGAUGAACGAAGGAACUAUGAAAGACGCCGUGUCACGCACAUAUUUAACAUAUCCAUUUUUUUUUAACAUUUGAUUACUUGCUGCCAAAGAAGGAAGAGUUAAUACCUGCUCUCCAGCUAAUAUGUUUUGGGGCGUUGUAACAGAACUAGCAGUUAUACACAAUAAAAAAUCUGCACAUCUAUUUGCAAAGACAGUUCUUUAAGAAGACUGAUAAUAUAUAUUCAAAGCUGUGAUGUUCCCGAGAGAUUUCCUUUUACUUCAGCAGCACUGGCUACUGCACAGUUGGACACCUUCCGUGCUUUUUUGUUUUCCUUUGUUCAUUUGGAUUUCUGGAUUCCUUGUCGGAUCUCAUUGGCCCUUUUUGGUGUUAAGUUGGCAAGCUCCUAUAAUGGAAGUUACAAGUGCUGAAGUCUUUGGACUGAUACCUUUCUAUCGACCACAUCUAAAGGAUCUGGUAGAUUUGCUGAGAUCUUGGGAAACCUCUUGAUAACAUUUUGUAUAGGAAUUGAAGUUCAUCUCGUGGUACUUAUCUAGUUUACAACCUUUUAGGUCAUAGGUGGACUAAAUAAUUCAGAUUUCAGAAAUUCUCCAAUCAUCCUUAGAGUUAAGUUAACAUAUUUUUAGUAUAUCAUUUUUAAAAUGUCGUACACAAUAUAAUGUUUUUGUGUCACUAGGGAUGUGUCUUUGCUAUAUUUUAGGUAAAGAAAGCUGAUUCUGUGAAUUAGACAAAAAUUAGGUGGAGAGUAAUGUGUAAGUUAUCAAGCAGGAGAACAAAUGUCUCUAUAUAGGGGAGGUAGAUUCUAGCUGCUGAACUGUAAAUGUACAAUAAUUCAUGUUAAUAAUAAAUUGUAAAUCUGCA
Messenger RNA from Rana temporaria (common frog), 4298 nucleotides. It is a transcript of the gene UBE4A, whose product is annotated as ubiquitination factor E4A. The coding region runs from base 133 to 3354 and encodes 1073 amino acids. The transcript has 20 exons. Gene Ontology annotation, biological process: protein polyubiquitination. Gene Ontology annotation, cellular component: cytoplasm; ubiquitin ligase complex; nucleus. Gene Ontology annotation, molecular function: ubiquitin-ubiquitin ligase activity. The record is from RefSeq and is a predicted model, not a curated record. NCBI's taxonomy places the organism in Eukaryota, Metazoa, Chordata, Amphibia, Anura, Ranidae.